CGAGGGAGAUGAGAAGAUGCUUGAGGAAGAGCAACAAGAAGGGGCCCAGCCAGGAGAUGCCGCUGAAACAAAAGUAGACGGAGAGGCUGGUGGAGACAAGAAGGUUUCGACUUCGGGAAAUAGGGAAUCUAGGAGGGAGACCUGGAGGGCAGCAAAGGGCUGGAAGCCCAGGAAAGGCAGCAAGAAUGGAGGAAAGCCGAAGAGGAGGAGGUAGAGGAGGCCAACAUUCCACUGAGAUACACAGAGUGAGGUUCAAUCAUGCUCUAACAUAGUCUCUCAAAUUCGCGACACUACACUGGCGGCCUCGUCAUCAUCCCGGCGAUCAAAAACGCUCCUGGAACAGCUCACCAGCUCGGCACGCUCCGCACUUUGACGCUGCCCCGCGCCAUCAACAUACGAGUCUGCAUUACAUACCUACAUCUUUUCCCCUCUGUUUGUACUUGUAUCGAUUGUCAUCCGUUUUCAUGAGCUCUCUCAAUCAUCAUGACUAGUCAACUCGCCAA
This is a messenger RNA of Microstroma glucosiphilum, 503 nucleotides long. RefSeq lists its product as hypothetical. The coding region runs from base 17 to 214 and encodes 65 amino acids. The transcript has 2 exons. The record is from RefSeq and is a predicted model, not a curated record. Lineage: Eukaryota; Fungi; Basidiomycota; Exobasidiomycetes; Microstromatales; Microstromataceae.